Ruditapes philippinarum (Manila clam) is the source of this 1643-nucleotide messenger RNA. RefSeq names its product visual pigment-like receptor peropsin. Gene Ontology annotation, molecular function: G protein-coupled receptor activity. Gene Ontology annotation, cellular component: membrane. The record is from RefSeq and is a predicted model, not a curated record. The transcript is spliced from 3 exons. Bases 110 to 1201 code for a protein of 363 amino acids. Gene Ontology annotation, biological process: G protein-coupled receptor signaling pathway; visual perception. Lineage: Eukaryota; Metazoa; Mollusca; Bivalvia; Venerida; Veneridae.
UUUUUACUAGUGAAGCUGAAUCAUGUACUUAUUGGUUAAUUUACAUUUUUCAUUGCUGAGCAAGAAUUUAACCAAUAAUGUUUUUGUUAAUUAAUUUACAAAUUAUACAAUGUAUAACGUUAUUGGUAGUGUUAUGGUUAUUAUAAUGAUUCUGGGAAAUUUGGAAAAUUUUACUGUAAUCUAUACAUACGCUACGAAUAGGAAAAUACGUACAGUUGAUAACUUGUUCAUUGUCGGAAUUGCUAUCAGUGACAUGGGGCAAGCUAUUUUAGGAGUACCACUUGUUGUUGCAUCUAGUUUUAGUAAGCAUUGGAUAUUUGGAUAUAGUUCAUGCCAGUAUUAUGCCUUCAUUACAACUUUUCUAGGAAUAUCUCAAGUUGCUUUGUUAACCUCGUUAGCAGUAGAUCGUUACUAUAUUAUAGUACGAUGUAGCAGAAAACUGUCGAAUUCGUUUUGUCGGAGUAUUCUUACAAUUACAACUUCGUUCCUGUUUGGUUUCGGGUGGGCUUUAGGACCACUUGUCGGUUGGUCAAGUUAUGAAGAGGAAAUUAAAGGAAUAGCAUGUUCUGUCAGUUGGGAAAUAAAAGACAAUAAUCAUCUUUCAUAUACAUUCAGUUUGCUCACAUUUGGCUGGUUUAUUCCACUAUUCAUAAUUGGUUUUGGUUAUACAAGUAUUGCCUGGACGAUAUAUCAAGAAAAGUCUCUCCAUCAACACUUACGGAAAAAGUCGGUUCGGAGGUCAAGUAGAGACAAGAAAGUGUCUGUAACUUUAUUUUUAAUGAUUGGUGCUUUUAUUUUAUCGUGGCUGCCAUACUCUGUUGUGUCGAUGUGGUCAGCUUUGGGAAACUACGAAUCUAUUCCUGCUUGGUCACAAGUAGCCCCAGCUGUGUUUGCUAAAUGCUCAAUUAUUUGGAACCCUAUUAUAUAUGUGGCAAGACAUAGUUGCUUUCGGAAGGCAAUCAAAGAGAAAAUUAUAUGUUUUACACACAUGAAUAUAUUAACUAUAAGAAGGAAAACGGACAGAACAAUAAACUUAUUAUAUCUUAAUAUGAUUAACAAAAACAAGAAAGAAGGAACACACGGUGAAAACGUGUUAUUGGAUUCAAAUUUUCACAACAACCAAUCAUGUGGCGAUUUGGCUGAAACACUUUACAUUGACGCAUCUGUAAAUGAUAAGUUGGAUAUGUCUGAAAUGGUUUAAUCACAGAAACCAAAAAACAACAAAACAAAAGAAUAUUUUUCAUAAAAGAUGACGAAAUGUGUGCAAGAAUUAUUAAAUGUAACAUAUUUUGGAUUGUUCAGUAAAUACAUGUCUAAUUGAACACCUCACUGACAGAGAAAAUAUUUUAAAACUGUUUAAAUUUGUUUAUAAUUUGAUUAAAUAUGACAUUUUCUAUCUUUUUCACACAGAAAAACUUUCACAUAAAUUGUUUGGUUUGAACAUAAAAUUAUAAUUUGCAAGACAUAAAAGCACAAGAGAACAAGCCAUUGACAGGAUUAUAGCUUUUUAAAAUACCAAUUAAAUUAAACAAAAUAAAUGCUAACUAACAAUAGAAUGUGUGUUAUUCCAUUAUAUAUAAACAGUUCGUCCAACAAUACAUUCAUUACAUAACAAUACAUUGGUUCUCUUUGUAAUUAAAGCA